AAGAUCAAUUUGAAGCGGUUACGUUUCAACAAGAAAGAUUUAGCGAAAAAGAGAUAAACAAGGAUUGGCAUCAAUCAAUCUAUGCAAUCGAUACAAAACUCAUCGAUCUACCCAAGGGUCAGAUAUUUUGCGGUUUCUGAUGAUUAUGAGCUGGUUUGAUUCACAAGGCGCUUCCUCCACUCUCAGCCGCUUCAUUGCCGGCAUUCUCUUCUUCCUUCUCUUCCAUUCCUCUCAAUUAAUCUCCAAUUUCACAAUUCCUAUACACCCUUAUACAUAAACUAGACAUCAUUUCUCAAAUCUUUGAUUCAACUAUCUCAAUGGAGCUCAAAGAUUCAAUUUUUACUGACUUGGUCGACGGUCAUUUAGCUUCACUCAUUCAUGGCUCUUGCAUUUCAACCCCAACUGUAAUUGUGAUUGGUGGAGGCAUUUCAGGGAUGGCCGCUGCUCAUAUCCUCCACAACGCUUCUCUUAAGGUAAUUUUGUUGGAAUCAAGGAAUAGAAUUGGUGGUCGCAUUCACACUGACUAUUCUUUUGGUACCCCAGUAGACAUGGGUGCAUCAUGGCUACAUGGUGUCUGCAAUGAGAACCCUCUGGCUCCACUCAUACGUCAGCUUGGGCUUAAGUUAUACCGUACAAGUGGUGACAACUCUGUGCUAUAUGACCAUGAUUUAGAGAGCUGUACACUCUUUGACAUGGAGGGUCAUCAAGUACCCCGGCAGAUGGUAAUUGAAGUUGGAGAUGUUUUCAUGAAAAUUCUCAAAGAGACGGAUAAAGUUAGAGAAGAACAUACCAAUGAUCUGUCUGUUCAUGAUGCUAUUUCAAUUGUGCUGGAAAAACACCCAGAACUAAGACAAGAAGGACGUGCUCAUCAAGUGUUACAAUGGUACAUAUGCAGAAUGGAAGCUUGGUUUGCAGCGGAUGCUGACAUGAUAUCAUUGAAGAACUGGGAUCAGGAACAUGUCCUUUCUGGGGGUCAUGGGCUAAUGGUGCAAGGUUAUUACCCAAUUGUUAAGGCUCUUGCAAAAGACAUUGACAUUCGAUUGAAUCAUCGGGUGGUAAGGAUUUCAAAUGGAAGUAGCAAUGCAAUGGUGACAACAGAGGAUGGAACAAACUUCAUUGCAGAUGCAAUAAUUGUAACUGUUCCAUUAGGGGUUCUAAAAGCCAAUCUAAUUGAGUUCGAACCCAAGUUGCCUGAUUGGAAAGUCUCGGCUAUUUCAGACCUAGGUGUAGGAAACGAGAACAAGAUCGCCUUGCAUUUUGAUAAUGUGUUCUGGCCAAAUGUUGAAUUACUGGGAGUGGUAGCUCCCACUUCAUAUUCUUGCGGCUAUUUCCUAAAUCUACAUAAAGCUACGGGUAAUCCUAUCCUUGUCUACAUGGCUGCUGGAAGAUUCUCUUAUGAUCUAGAGAAACUAUCAGAUUCAUCUCUUGUCAAGUUUGUGAUGUCUCAGUUAAGGAAUAUGUUUCCCAAUGCAACUGAUCCGAUUCAAUAUCUUGUGUCGCGAUGGGGAACUGAUAGGGACUCUUUGGGAUGUUAUUGUUACGAUAUUGUGGGGAAACCAGAGGAUGUGUACGAAAGGCUUCGAGCUCCAAUUGGUAACAUUUUCUUUGGAGGAGAAGCGGUUAGUAUAGAGAACGAGGGUUCGGUUCAUGGAGCUUAUUCUGCUGGAAUUAUGGCUGCUGAGAAUUGCCGUGCUCAUAUUAUGCAAAAGAUUGGUAGCAUAGACAAGAUCAAGAUGGUACCUUUGAGCAAUCAAGUUAUUGAGGCAACAACAAUUCCCCUCCAAAUCUCAAGGAUGUGAGCAUAAAAAACUUAAUUCUCUUAUGUUUUUUUAACUUAUUGAAUUUCUAGCUAUGUUAUUAACAACUCGUUUACGAAAAGAUUUGUAAACGAGUUGGUCCCUCUUGGCUCAAUUAAACGAGAACAUCUACAGUUUAGU
Messenger RNA from Impatiens glandulifera, 1937 nucleotides. Its product is annotated as probable polyamine oxidase 4. NCBI's taxonomy places the organism in Eukaryota, Viridiplantae, Streptophyta, Magnoliopsida, Ericales, Balsaminaceae. Gene Ontology annotation, biological process: polyamine catabolic process. The record is from RefSeq and is a predicted model, not a curated record. The transcript is spliced from 10 exons. Gene Ontology annotation, cellular component: peroxisome. Bases 318 to 1799 code for a protein of 493 amino acids. Gene Ontology annotation, molecular function: polyamine oxidase activity.